GUUUCCUCCUAGAGACAGGUGAUUGCCACCCUCUACAGAUAAGGAAAUCCACCACACUGGUUGAGCUCAUCCCCUCAUGGAGAACAUCACAGAUAUAAUCAGCAAAUGGUCCUAUGGGCCAAAAAUGCCAUUCAGCACAACAAGAUCGGUGGUUGUAGGGAACCCUAACUCUCAAGCAGGGAUUGUCCUGUCCACCUCUCUGCUGGGCCUUGUUACCUAUAUCGGUGCCUUCUGGUACCAACGAAGAGCACUCAGUCUUCUUAAAAGAAGCUUCAUUAUGUGCUUCUCGUGUGAGCACAUGAAGCUUCGAGGUGCUCAAAACAUCCACGUCUCUCUUUUCGCUCUGAUUUUUAUCGAUGUUCUAAAUGUGAUUGGAGCAAUGAUCUUUGGAGGAGAGCUUGCUGCGUCUGCCUGCUUGUAUGGAAAUACAUGUCAGUACACUUUUGACCUGUGGGUCUUUUCAAGAUGGUUCGAAAUGAUUGUACACCUCCUAACUGCCUUUAUAUCCCUCCUUUACCUCUGCCAACCACACCUGGGAGCCAAACUACGCGGUGUUUUCUCUGUGGUUUCUUUACUCCUUUGUGUUUUUUAUUAUAGUUUUCGUGUCUACACCAGAGUGGCACUAUAUAUGAUGAAUGCUGUCACCAUUUUAUUGGCCAUGGGCAUCAUUGCAACACUUAAAGUGCCACCUGUGUCCCACUCCACUGCCACAAACAAAAAACUGAUUGUGAUUCUUGCAAUGUGCAUGUUUUUUGUUGUCUUCAUCCCCGGUUUUGUUUUUGAGUGCCUAAUCGACAGUCAAGGCCCCUCUUUCCUGUAUAGCGCACUUGCGCUAAGUUUUUUCUAUUACACAAACGUCCAAGUCUGUCUCGAUGGACUCCUGUGCUGCGUAAUUCUGAAACUGUCUGCUGAAGAAGGUGUAGUAGAAGACGAACCACAGCAAUGGGAAUUACAACAACAAGAGCAGCAGCAACCACCAACAACAGACUUAAAUUAUUCAAGCAACAUAUAUGCAGUUACUGCAUAACAGGAAUCAAGUCUCUGCACCAUGAAGUUUGCUAUGAUUCAUCAUCACAAGGUCCCGGUGACUGAUUCACAAUUUUGAACUGAUCUACCUUUAAUAUUUGUGAACACUAAAAUCAGCUUCAUGUCAUUUGAUUUGAUUUUGUUUGUUGAAGAUGGACUUUUGUAAAAGCCAAUUUUAAGCAGUUUUUUAGUAGAUGGUCAUAAAUCUUAUAAGUGGAUGGAGUACAGAUAAAAUCAGACAUUGUAAUCAGCAUUACACUCUUGCUGUGAUUUUUUUUUUAAAUAAAUCUAUUGCAACAAGAACAACAAGAAAUGUGUAACUGUCCCAAUACUAAUAAAAUGGACUAUAUAUGUUUUAAAAAUAGAUUUUGUGAGAAACUGUGCUAUUUUCAAACUUGAUUGUUGGUACUGUGGACCUUUUUUUUCAUUAUCAACACAGAGCUAACCUCACAAUGGUGAAGGAGAACUCAUUUUUAUUUCACCUUGGAAGGAAAGAAAAGACAAAGAGUGGCCAGACUGAACGCACCAUUUGAGCCACAAUAUCUGGAAGAAACAAAUCAGAAUUCUUCAUGAAGGGUUUCCUGCGUCCCCCCUAAAAUUUCCAACACAUACAUGCAUAUAAAGUGGGUAAAGUGCAUGGCUUCAGCACCACCACAAGUUUGUGUGCACACACAGAGACACACCCUCCAUCUUGACCUCGGUCUGUGCACUAAAGUUGCACAAUAGUCUGUUUUUAUCACUUUUGCUGAACAGGGAAAAUCCAUAAAAGAAGGCGUUUCUGUGCUCAUCUAAGUGACAGAUUCAUGCAGGCAUAG
Molecule: messenger RNA, 1841 nt
Organism: Oreochromis aureus
Lineage: Eukaryota; Metazoa; Chordata; Actinopteri; Cichliformes; Cichlidae
Exons: 2
Coding region: 77-1027 (316 amino acids)
Source: RefSeq, a predicted model, not a curated record